This is a messenger RNA of Leptopilina boulardi, 2273 nucleotides long. RefSeq names its product lachesin-like. NCBI's taxonomy places the organism in Eukaryota, Metazoa, Arthropoda, Insecta, Hymenoptera, Figitidae. The record is from RefSeq and is a predicted model, not a curated record. Gene Ontology annotation, cellular component: neuron projection membrane. The transcript has 8 exons. Bases 898 to 1935 code for a protein of 345 amino acids. Gene Ontology annotation, biological process: synapse organization.
UGAAGGUUAUGUUCACCGGCAAAAUUGUUAUAUUAAAAUACUUCAAAUUAAAAACAGAACAGAAUAUCAAAUGUCUUAAAAUGAGACACGUUUUUCUACAGUGUUUUGAACGAACGUAUUACCAAUAUAAUAUAAUGUAGAAUAUUGUGUAGUAAACAUAAAUAUAAAUAUGAGUGUUUGGUAGAGGAUAAGUUUUACGAAAAUAAAAAGCAAGAAGAAAUGAGAAGUGGAAAUAGAGAAAUAAAAGACAAGUUUCACGCAGUACCACGAAACAGAAUUACGAGACAGCCACUGAGUGGAGGGAAUGGGAAAUUGAUUAAUGGUCGAACUGUCAAUGUGGUUUAGUGAUAAGCAACCGAGACUGAAACCUCGCCGAUUGAAACGCUCUACUAAGCACCUGCGAAUGUGAUUUUUGAGGUUUUAGAUAAAAGUAUAGAAGCCUUCAUCAAUUCUCUUUCUCUCUCUCUAGUUUUCAACAAUUUUCAUCCCUCUCUUUCUCACACACAAAGUUGAAAGGCAUACUAAAGAAGAUCAAGAAUUUCUGCCUGGACAUUUCAAUUUGGCAAUAUAUAUUAAUUGACAUUUGUGUAAUAAUGAAAAUGAGUGGAAAAAUAAAAUAUAAUUAUUCAAUUGAAGAAAAUAAUUAUUAUUAUCAAACAUUUGCGAGUAGUGUUGAUGAAAAAGAUUGAUGAGUGCAUUUUCAAAAGUGAAAUAAAUAAAAUGUGUGUUGAAUAAUUUGUAUAUAACAUAUUAGCAGAGAACAAUUAGAGUGACGAAUGGGCUUUAAAAAAAAAAAAUAAGGAUAAUUUCGAGACGUAUUAUUAAAGUUCUCGUGCCCUAAUCUGAGUGUAACGUUCACGUUUACGUGUCCGGAACGAAAACUAUGUGGCACGAGGCAUGAUGAUGAAGGGGAGAAGAAUCGGUGAUCCAGCAAGAAGAGAGGAAAAUCUGGAGACUUGCCAGAAGAGUCGUCAGAACUGCAGAGUGUCAUUCCUCCUAUUGGCAAUCUGUGCGUUGAUCCCAAAUCCAACUAUUUCCGCGCCUGUUCAGAUUCAUGGUGGCAUAUCCGUGGAAAAAUCCCAGGGUAUAUCCUUAACCGAAGACCCCGAGGGAGAUGUACCUGUUUUCGAACAGACCGCUGCCAAUGUUUCCGCCUUGGAAGGUCAAACUGCCUAUCUCCCCUGCCGUGUUCGAAAUUUGGGCGAUAAAGUGGUAUCCUGGAUGAGAAGUAGAGAUCUUCACAUCUUGACCACAAGUGAGAUUACCUUCAGUUCUGAUUCGAGAUUUAGCCCGCAGCACUCGCCUGGAAGUGAUGCUUGGACGCUACGACUGGAUCGUGCCAAAAAGACAGAUUCUGGAAAGUACGAAUGUCAGGUCAACACUGAACCAAAGAUCAUGUAUGCAGUUCAGCUUUUUGUACGAGAUCCUGAUAAACCUGAAGGGUUCGAUGAACCUUUUUCUCAACAAACUCGAAUAAGUUUCGAGAGUACUGCGCCAGUCGCGGCAAUAAUGGGACCACGUGAGCAAAGAGUGCCUUCCGGGUCGACAAUCACCCUAAGGUGUGUCAUAACCUCCCCAUAUCAGACGCGUCCCAUCAGAGCUGUACAAUGGCUUCGAGAUAAUAAACUCCUGACAAUCCUGGCAAAACGAGGAGGCAUUAAUGUUGAAACUGAAAAGAGUUCAGCUCAAACAAUUUCGUCAGCAACACUUGCAUCUGUUACUCCAGAUGACUCUGGCAAAUAUUCAUGUAGACCAACCGAAGGUCUACAAGAUACAAUCACCUUAGUCGUUGAUCCAGGUGAGCGAACCGAAGCCAUGCAAAGGGAUGCUGAAUACAUCUCUUCCGGAAGUGACAUUAGGUGUUGGUCUCGACUCCUCCUUCCUUUGGCGUGGCUUCUAACCAUCGCCCGAAACAGACAAACUUUCCUGCAUUAAAGCAAUUACAGUAUUUUAUGUGUACCUCGCUAAAGAUACAUGCACACUCUAGACAAGGAUCUGUUGAUAGAAGAGGCCAACAUUAAUUUAUUAGUUUAAUUUUCAAGUAAUUUACAAAACUUCUCGACAAAGAGGCGAGAGGACAUUAAAAAAAAAAAAAUUCUUUUUAUAAAAAUAUUUCACGCUUUUGUAAAUAUAGUUCCAUCACUGCGGAAAUUGAAAGAAAUCAUAUGCUUUUUUAUAUUUCUAAUUAUUUAUAUUAAACACGUUCUGAAGAAAGAUAAUUAAGAAGCAAAAUAUUAUAGGUUAUGUCACAGGUUGCCAAUAAGGUUAUUCAA